AGCACUAGGACGCAAGUAAGGACACAUGCAUCUUACAAACUCAUAAAUGAUGCUAUUAGAUUGUUAAUGAAUAGUUGUGAGGGUUGUCAUUAAAGGAGCUAGUGAGGGACAUGGGACAGUGUUCUGCCACACGACAAGUGACUGAAGAGACAGGAGCAGGACAGCGCGCGCUCGUCUUAUAGCUUUCACGCCAGCCGUGUCCACGUUUGUUUUUACGGCAUGAUUCCAACAUCAGCUCUUGAGAAGGACAGAUACCCAUGGGAUGUUGGGCGACAAGGUUUAACCUGCACCUGAAAGCGCCCUCCAGACUGUCCGUGUUCUUCACCAUGAUCAUUCUGGUCACCUAUGUGUUCUACUGUCUGAGCGGAUCCUGCGAUUUCACACCGAUCCCAGUGCGCGAGCGCAGACCCACUCUAUCCCAACUCCAUCAGGACCGGAACGCAUCCAACCAGCGCGACUUUACAGCCCGAGGAGGCACUGAAGAAGAGACGAGACAUCUUUCCGGGGACAUUUCCAACUCCAACCUGUCGAUAUCCGACAGUUUUGGGAGUAAAGAGUUCCCGCAAGCCAUCAUCAUCGGCGUGAAGAAGGGCGGCACGCGCGCGCUGCUCGAGUUCCUGCGCGUCCAUCCCGACGUCCGAGCUGUGGGCGCAGAGCCGCACUUCUUCGACAGGUUCUACGAUAAAGGGCUCGAGUGGUACAGAAAUCUAAUGCCCCGUACUCUGGAGGGACAGAUCACAAUGGAGAAGACCCCCAGCUACUUUGUGACACGUGAAGCCCCUCGUCGUAUCUUCAGCAUGAACCACAACACUAAACUGAUCGUGGUGGUGCGGGACCCGGUCACUCGGGCUGUCUCCGACUACACGCAAACUCUCUCCAAAAACCCAAGGCUUCCCUCCUUCCAGUACCUGGUCUUCAAAAACUCCAGCUCAGGCCUGAUCGAUACAUCAUGGAGUGCCGUGCGCAUCGGAAUCUACUCCAAGCACCUGGAGAACUGGCUCCGGUACUUUCCGCUCUCACGCUUGCUGUUCGUAAGCGGAGAGAGGCUUGUAACGGACCCAGCGAGCGAGAUGGAGCAAGUGCAGGACUUUCUGGGCUUGAAGAGGCUUGUCACCAACAAACACUUCUACUUCAACCAGACAAAAGGCUUCCCAUGUUUAAAGAAGCCCGAGGGGAGCAGCAGGCCGAGGUGUCUUGGCAAAUCAAAAGGCAGAGCUCAUCCUCACAUACCUUCUGAUGUGUUGUACAAGCUCAGGGACUUUUACAGGCCUUUCAAUCUGAAAUUUUAUCAGAUGACAGGCCAGGAUUUUGGCUGGGAAUGAAAGCUAUCCAGAGCUCAGUGAUUAAGGCUCCAUUGCCAAUGAUACUGGUGAGCCUUUAUGCAAGGCCCUUAACAACCCCAUGCUUCAGGGAGUUGUAUAAGAGCUGACUCUGAGCAUGGACCCCCCAGUGAUUGGAAUGGAUGAAAAGUCAACAAUUUUCCCUUUGAAUGCUUAACAUAGGAAUAUAAAAGUGCUGGCUGUAGCAAAGUAUUUCUCCUUGUUUGAUUCAGUGAUUACAAUGUCAACACCAUUCCAAUAGCUAUUAACUUUUUUGAAAGUUUAUUAUGACUGUUGAGUUGUUAUUACAGUA
Neoarius graeffei (lesser salmon catfish) is the source of this 1632-nucleotide messenger RNA. RefSeq names its product heparan sulfate glucosamine 3-O-sulfotransferase 3B1. Lineage: Eukaryota; Metazoa; Chordata; Actinopteri; Siluriformes; Ariidae. Gene Ontology annotation, molecular function: [heparan sulfate]-glucosamine 3-sulfotransferase activity. The transcript has 2 exons. Bases 258 to 1322 code for a protein of 354 amino acids. The record is from RefSeq and is a predicted model, not a curated record.